Cuscuta campestris is the source of this 2282-nucleotide messenger RNA. Lineage: Eukaryota; Viridiplantae; Streptophyta; Magnoliopsida; Solanales; Convolvulaceae. The record is from the annotation of a GenBank genome assembly.
GUAGCCAAAGUGCCAAACUCCCAAACCCACCCAAGCAGUAGCACGAACGGAAAUUGAAAAAGACGCCAGAAGGAAGUCGCCGAGAGAGAGACGCCGUCGCCCGCCUGCACGCUCCACUGCUGCAGAGUCUAGACGCUGCCCGCCAGACGCCACCUCGCCGGAAACUCUCCCGCCUCCAGGUCCCGGAGUCCAGGUAAGGAGACUAGAGGGCAGAAGAAAGUGCAUCAGAGUGCACGCGCUGCUUUGCUACCCGCCUUUUCUUCACGGGAUACAGUUUUCUCUGCUAUGGGGUCGUUCAACAUUAGAGAUUUAUUGACGGCUUUCAGCCCUUCUAUGGACUUCUUUGCUAUAAGCUCUGGUGAUGGUCGUAUAAAGAUAUGGGACACAGUUAAAGGUCAAAUACAGACUGAGUUUGCAGAUAUUGAGUCUUCUGAGACAAUAGGCUUGUUUGCUAAAAGACAAGAAGGGCACCUUUCCAUAGAUUAUACUUGUAUGAAAUGGAUCUCUUCUGAGAAAAAGAAAAAAAGGAAGCUUGGAACAUCAUUGUUGGUAUUGGGAACUGGCAGCGGCGAUGUUCUGGCCCUAGAUGUGUCUGGUGGCCAGUUGAAAUGGAGAGUUUGUGAUUGCCAUUCUCGGGGUGUGACUGCAAUAUCAUUUCCCACAAGUGGUCGGCUCGUAUAUACUGCAGGCGGAGAUGGAAUGGUUUGUGAACUUGAUGCCAUGUCAGGGAACUUAUUGCGGAAGUUUAAAGCUUCUUCAAAGGCAAUAUCAUCUAUGUCCAUUUCACUAGAUGGGACAAUAUUAGCAACUGCAGCCUCUCAAUUGAAGAUUAUUAAUUGCUCGGAUCAUAAAAAGCUGCAGAAAUUUUCUGGUCACCCGAGCCCUGUUCGGUGUAUGGCGUUCUCUGAAAAUGGAAAAUACCUACUUUCUUCUGCUGUUGGUGAGAGAUAUGUUGCAGUGUGGAAGGUAGGUGGCAGAAAAAAGGAACCGGCAUGCUGUUCACUUGCUAUGGAUCACCCUGCUGUCUUUUUGGAUAGUCUAAUUGUUUCCACUGAAGAAGAUGAAUUGGGUCUUUGUGUUUUGGCAAUAUCUGAGACAGGCGUAAGUUAUUUCUGGUAUGGAAAGAGCAUUGAUGAGUUGCGAUCUUGCAAGCCCACCAAAGUAUAUUCAGAUGAGAAGAUAAAGGGUGCUGUACAUGGUGUUUUUGCCGCAAAAUUGGAGCAUAUUGUUAAACCUGCUUCUGGACGUGUGUUUCUGGCCCAUGGUUUGCCCGUUAAGCCAUCUUUUGAGAAAGUUGUGGUGCAGUCCGGGACAGACAUAAAGUUAAACAGUUCACUUGAUGGACUUCUUCUCCCCAUCAGUCAAUCUCGCAAACAUAGAACAGUCUCCCAAUUACAAAAUCAAGUUACUGCCUUAGAUCGUGCAAAUGCUGAGAAUGCACUACUUCCCAUGCCUCAGAUUCACGACUUGACUGGCAUGAAGAGCGGAGCUAAACUAGUGGUUAGCAAUGAUGACAUGGACCAAGAUGAUGCUGAUACAGUCACACUAUGCAUGGAAGAGCAACUAAUAUCCAUGGGGAUUGUUCGUGAGAAUGAUUCCUGUUCUAAACUAACUCUUGAAACUGAAAACAUUAAGGGUAUCAAUCUUGAAGCAAGUGUCCCGCAAAAGGAGGUAAGGAAAAUUGUUUUAUCUAUGGAACCCAAAGCUGCAUGUAAUUUGUUAGAAAUGCUGAUUGCUGCAUGGCAUUCCAGACUGUACAAGGCGAAAUACAUUCUUCCUUGGAUAUGUUGUAUAGUGGUAAACCACCGUUAUUAUCUUACGUCUCAGGAAAGAUAUACCCAUUUACUAGAUUCUCUAAAUAAGGUUACCAAGUCUAAAAGAGAAGCUCUUAACUCUCUAUUGCAGUUGUGUGGUCGUUUGCAACUUGUUACUGCACAGUUUGAGAAGGCUGCUUACAAUAAAAACCAAGUGCUACCCCAUGAUGAGCAAGUGGAUGAAAGUGAGGAGGAUGAAGAUGUUGAUGAAGUUCUUUAUGGCUUAGAUGAUGGAUCACAGACAAGCAGCAGUGAUGAUGAAUGAGCAAGUUUGUGAACUGUCUUCAUAUUGUUGUGCAAUUUUGUCUGGUAUUUCAAUUUUAUCUUAUUGAUUACUGUUCUGUAUCUCAUGAUUUAGAAAUAUUUAACUGUUUAGUACAAUGAUCACAAGCAGUUAGUAUGAACACAUCUUAUUACUAGAAUAUUGUGUUUGGUCUUGCCUAAAUACAAUAUAAUCAUUGGACUUUC